Molecule: messenger RNA, 1561 nt
Organism: Cotesia glomerata
Lineage: Eukaryota; Metazoa; Arthropoda; Insecta; Hymenoptera; Braconidae
Product: hemicentin-1-like
Exons: 7
Coding region: 428-1285 (285 amino acids)
Biological process (GO): synapse organization
Cellular component (GO): neuron projection membrane
Source: RefSeq, a predicted model, not a curated record
CAGUCGCGAACAAACCGUUACGCGGAACUGUCUUAUCACGCGUAUUCAGUCUGUGUAAAGUUUACUAAAUUUUUUUUUUUUCAAUGUUAACAAUUUAAUUGUGACUCUGAUCUUAUGUUUUUGCUACGAGAUCAUACUUUAAUAUUAAUGGAAGUGGAGUGAAUAUUUUGUGAAUUUAUAUAAACUCAUUAACAAAGAAAAAAAAAAUAUUAAUCCAUGGAAAACAUGCUUCUGUUUAUGGGUCAUAAAAAUUUAAGGAUUACGAAUUUUAUUUUUACAUAAAAUAACUUCUGAGUAAUAUGACAAUCAAUAAUCGACGAUAAGAAAGUAACCGAAAAAAAUGGUGUCUGCAAAUGACUAGCGGGUGUUGAAAAGAAUUAGUGGUGUGUGGCUGCGGUGACUUAAUUCUUUAAAGAAAAAUCACGUCAUGAAGGAGAACCGUCAAAGAUGGUUACAGGCCAUUUGGCCGCUGAUAGCCGUCCUCUGUCAUCAAUCAGGUUGCGCAGCCAAAAGUGGGAACGUUGGUUCGGUGAUAGAGCAUCAUCCAUCUUCCUACUGGGAACAACCCUUCAGUCAGCCUUACUUUGACAACACGACUAAGAGAGAAACGACGACGACAGUCGGGCAAUCUGCUUACUUAUAUUGCAGAGUUCGCAAUCUUGGAGAUCGCGCUGUUUCGUGGAUCCGGAAACGAGAUCUUCAUAUUCUGACAGUGGGAAUUUUGACGUACACUAAUGACCAAAGGUUUCAAGCGAUGCACAGUGAUGGAAGUGAUGAAUGGACACUUAAGAUAACAUCUCCCCAAGUACGUGACAGCGGGACAUACGAAUGUCAAGUUUCAACAGAACCAAAAAUAAGUCAAGCUUAUAAAUUGAAUGUCGUCGUGUCAAAAGCAAAAAUAGCUGGAAAUUCAGAACUAUAUAUCAAGAGUGGAAGUGAUAUAAAUCUUACUUGCAUCGUACUACAGACACCUGAACCGCCGUCUUUCAUCUACUGGUACAGAGGUGAGCAUGUGAUAAACUACAGCCAACGAGGAGGAAUCAGUGUCGUGACGGAGAAACAGACCAGGACAUCGCGUCUGUUGAUUUCUCGGGCACUCCCAACAGAUUCCGGCAAUUACACCUGCGCUCCGUCUACAGCAGAGUCAGCCAGUGUCCUAGUACACGUACUUAAUGGAGAGCAUCCAGCGGCAAUGCAGCACGGGAAUUCGAGCAACAGUGGUGCGGCAACUUGCACUCUAGCCCUGCUACUUCUUUUUCUUUACGCUGGCUCUUUUGUAAGAUGACUGAUUAGUGAUAACGAUAAUAAUAACUAUUAUUACUACGACUACAAUAACUAUUAAAAUUAAAAACUGCAACAACUUUUAAAGAGAUAUUUAGUUAAAAAUUGUGGUGCAUAUUAAUAAUGAAGUGCGUUGCGAUAAUUUUAGGUGGUCCCUCUUCCGGCGAAUAUUAAAUACCAAAGGACUUUAAUCGCCGGUUUUAUAUUUUAAACAGAGUGCGAGGCAUUGUUGUGUGUAUACAAGAUAAAUUAUAUAUAAAUAUAAAUAUAAACAAAAUAA